This is a messenger RNA of Chanos chanos (milkfish), 2214 nucleotides long. It is a transcript of the gene tpx2, whose product is annotated as TPX2 microtubule nucleation factor. Gene Ontology annotation, biological process: regulation of mitotic spindle organization; activation of protein kinase activity. The transcript is spliced from 17 exons. Lineage: Eukaryota; Metazoa; Chordata; Actinopteri; Gonorynchiformes; Chanidae. Gene Ontology annotation, cellular component: spindle; microtubule. Bases 1 to 2214 code for a protein of 737 amino acids. The record is from RefSeq and is a predicted model, not a curated record.
AUGGACGUGCAGCAGGGAGAGUCCGCGGAUCCCUACACCUUCGAUGCACCAACCCAUGUCAUCAGUGAUUUUGCACUACAGGCGGAGGACAAUGCAGAUCAGUGGUUCGAUAGAGUAGCAGACCCUGUAGAAGGUGCGGUGGGCCAACUCAAGACCCCACUGAGGUUCCCUGCUGAUGGAGCCAAAACAGAUCUGCCCAUAAACAGUGUUACACCCAUGCUUAAGGCUGAGGACGCAAGCUCAGGUGAUGAAGGGGCCAAGGAUCCCCCCAGUAACAUUGUGACAUCAUGGGGUAGCAGUAAGCCAGCUGCUGCCGCCACCCAACCCCAGAGGAGGGCAGUCACAGCCCAGCCACGCAGAGUCUCAAAGCGUCAGUUAGCCAGAGCUGAAAAGCAGAAGGCUCCUGCGACUCCACCUGUAAAGAAGCAAAGAAGAAUCUUCCCAACACCUAAAAGAACAUUACAUCGACACCGAAGGAGCUCCACCCACCAACCCAUCAGACGCAGCGCAGGUGUGAGGAGUAGUGCCAGGCUGACCCGCAAAGCCACUGCAGCCACAGCCCAGUCUAGUGCUGCUACAACCUCCAACACUACAGAGCAGUGCAGGAGCACAGAGGAGCAGGAGAUGGAGCGUAUUGAGGCUUUGCAGAAGGAGGUGGCUGAACAGCGGCGUAAGAAUGAGGCCAGUUACAGAGCAGCACUGGCUGGUAGUCAGCCCUCAAAAAAGCCUGUGCUGUCAACUACCAUUCCCAAAGAGUUUAACUUCCGCCUGAACAACAGGCUGAGAUCACAUACUGACAGCACUGAUGCUGCCAGCAGCCCUCAGAAAGACUUCACCUCUCAGUUCCGCAAGCAUCCUGUCUCAGCCGCACCCAAGGGCACCACUGUCCCCAAACCCUUUAACCUGUCCAGGGGGAACAAGAGGAAGCUGGAUGAUGCCACUCCCUAUGUGCCCAUGGCCCAGCAGAUAGAUCAGUUCCAAAAUCGCACGCCAGCCCGCUAUCACAUGCGCAGCCGCCAGAGUCAAGAGAGAGGCCCAUCACCACUGAAGGUCGAUAAGCCAAAGGUCACCAACCCUAAGACACCCCAGCUGAUGACUCGACAGAGAGGUCGUCCUGUUUUGGCGAAGAGCUCAGCUGAGAUUGAGGCUGAGGAGGUGGAGAAGAUGCAGCAGUUUCAGUUCAAAGCACUGGAGCUCAACAGGAAGAUUCUGCAGAGUGCUUUGGUGCCCAAAAAGCCUCCAGUGAAGGAGAUUACAAAGCCAGAAGGCUUUAGCCUGGAGGUGGAGAAGCGCCUCCAGGAGAGACAAGUCAACAAGAGGCCAGAGGAGUCAGAGGAAUCAACCUUCCAUGCCAGACCCCUGCCUGUGCGAAUCCUGGAGGAGGUGGUGGGUGUUCCGGAGAAGAAGACUCUGAAUCCCACAGUGCCCGAGUCCCCUGCGUUUGCCCUGAAAAACAGAGUGCGUGUUGAACGGAAGACGGAGGAGGUGAAGCCACCUGCCACAAUCAAGGCAGCACCUGUGCCACACUUCCUCCCCUUCCAGCCCAAACUACCUGUGAAGAGUCAGGUGGAGAUGCAUCCCUUCUCUUUUGAGGAGCGAGACCGUGAAAGGAGAGCGCUGAAGGAGAGGAGACUGGAGGAGCUCAGACAUGAGGAGGUGCCCAAGUUCAAAGCUCAGCCGUUGCCUGAUUUCCAUGAGGUUCACCUCCCUGAGAAGAAACUGGCAGAGCCCACAAAACCUGCGCCCUUCAAACUGCUGAUCGAUGAGAGAGGGGCUGCCAAGAGUGAGCGCUGGGAACAGAUGAUGAAGGAAGAACUGAAGCACCAGGCUGAGGCAGCGUGCUUUAAAGCCCGACAGAACACAGUCGCUCACAAAGAACCCUUCAUGCCAAAAAAAGAGAACCGCUCACUUUUGGCCAAUACUGAUAAUUCUGUAGUUCCUGAGGGUUUCCAGUUGUCUACGGAGCAGCGGGCCAAGGAGCGACUAGAGUUUGAAAGAGCGGUCAGUGAGAAGGAGUCACUGAGGGCUAGAAUGGAGGAGGAGCGACUCAGAGAACAAGAGCAGCAAGAGAAGGAGGAGAUUGCCAGGCUGCGACAAGAAAUGGUUCAUAAAGCACAGCCUAUCAGGAGGUACAAAGAGCUGGAGCUAAAGAAGAGCGACGUUGCCCUCACCGUUCCUCAGUCCCCCAACUUUUCUGAUCGCUUCCGAAUGUAA